AUGAUCACACUGCCAAUUGGCACAUACUUCUUCACAGUCAACUUUGUCUUCAAGGGCAACGCAACAUGGGCGGGUGGUCUGGCAGCACUUAUGGCGAACGUGGUCUUGAUCGCAUAUGUCAUCAUGGCAUUCAAAGAUGAUCAGGAGGAGAUGCGAGAAGAAGCAGAGAAGUCCAAGAAGAAGUUGUAG
This is a messenger RNA of Alternaria ethzedia, 189 nucleotides long. RefSeq names its product vacuolar ATPase assembly integral membrane protein vma21 (gene VMA21). Gene Ontology annotation, biological process: vacuolar proton-transporting V-type ATPase complex assembly. Gene Ontology annotation, cellular component: endoplasmic reticulum membrane. The coding region runs from base 1 to 189 and encodes 62 amino acids. The transcript has 2 exons. NCBI's taxonomy places the organism in Eukaryota, Fungi, Ascomycota, Dothideomycetes, Pleosporales, Pleosporaceae. The record is from RefSeq and is a predicted model, not a curated record.